AUGCUAAACGAAGAAAGCGUAGAAGUCGAACUGGUAAAAUUAGAAAACGAAAUAAGUAAAGACAAAAAUGAAACCAUAUAUUACGAAAAAGACGAAAAUGAAAACAGCUAUUUCAAUUUUGCCGUUAACAACUUUAACUACUUUGAAUGCUUCUACAAUGAGAUGUAUAACUGUGACUUUGAUGAGAAGGAGUUUAAGGCUGACCAUUCUUUCCUAAAUGAAGAGGAUCAUAAAGGGGGAAAUUACAAUUCCCUUGAAAUUUUCGAGGCAAAGGAUUCUUCCGAUGAAGGCACAAACAAAGAGAAUGGCAAAGCGAGAGGUGUGGUUAGAAGAGGAUACGUCGCCAUGAAUACUGGGGAGGAUGAUUCUGUUGAUGGGACAAUCGACGGGGAAUCAACAAAAGGCUCGUCUUCCAAUCGAAUCGGAAAAAAUCAACAACUUAAAAGAGAAAGGUUUACUCAUUCCUUUAAUGAAGAUUCCUCCUUCGAAGUGAACGACGUACAUGCAGCCAUUUUAAAUGCAGAGGAAAAAACUACCAACUAUAGUGAAGACUAUUUCGGGUUCAAUAUUGAGCCGUUUAAUAUGAAGAAUGAGCUCAAGGAGGGAUACAUAGACAAGCAUGGCAACUACGUUUAUAACGAUCCCGACGGUGAUGAUUUCGAGGAGGCCUGGUUAAAGUCAGUUGAUGAGGAAGAUCCAUUUACCUUAUUUUCCAAUAAAAAAAUGAAAGCAAAAAUACACAACGAAACGGUAUCUAAAUUUGAUCAGCUACAAAAUCAAAGUCUCAAUAAUAAUGGCCUCUCUGUCAAUAUUUACGAUGCUUUGUAUUCUCUAUCUUGUCUCCUCAUUGAAAAGGAAACACCCAUUAAGGCCAUGGUCAGAUACAAGAGAGAUUUGAAGCUCUGUAGAAAUUACCUUAAUGAGUGCAAACUUAAGUUAGACAAAUUCAGCUUCGUUUCGUCCCCUCGGACGAGCAAUGAAUCUUCGAAAAAUCCGAAUGUGUCUACGUCCUGCCAAGGGGCAGAUGCGGUCCGUUCCGGAACGAACGAAAGGAAAAGGGACGAGGACGGCGGGGCUGCCCCGCGGGGAUCAGUGAAGAAGAACGUCUUGCAGGUGAACUUGAAGAGACGGGGAGGGGAAGCGGUGCAGAAGGAGGCGGUGCAGGACGAAGCGGUGGAGGAGGAAGCCGUGCAGAAGGAAGCCGUGGAGGAGGAAGCCGUGGAGAAGGAAGCCGUGGAGAAGGAAGCCGUGGAGAAGGAAGCUGUGGAGAAGGAAGCCCUGGAGAAGGAAGCCCUGGAGAAGGAAGCCCUGGAGAAGGAAGCCCUGGAGAAGGAAGCCCUGGAGAAGGAAACCCUGGAGAAGGAAACCCUGGUGAACGCAGCGGUAGACAGCGAAGUCAUUCCAAAUGGAGACGCCCAAAAUGAGGAGGGUCAGCAUGAGGGCGAAAAGAGCGAAGAGACUCCCCAUGAGGAACAUCCCGCCGAGCAAGAAGGUCAUCCCAGCCAGGAAGAACCCCCGUCGGAGGGGGCGCAGGGAGUGGAGGAAGAGGAAAAAGCGGCUAAACGGGAGGGAGAAGGGACUCAUGAGGAGAAAAGCGAAGCUGAAGUGAAUGACACUCCAGCGGAGGGCGAAAAGCCAAACGAGCUGCAGAGGCUGGAGGAAAGAUACCAGAAGAUAGCCCUGGACUACAAAACAAUCGAAAGGAGGUUUAACAACUUGAUAGAUUUGACGCAGAAAUUGACAAACGAAUAUAAAAACGUGUACUUCUUGGCGAAGCACGAAUGUGAAGCCCUGUGCAAAAAGCUAGAGGAGUCCAAGGAGGAGAGUGUAGACAUACAGUGGCAGCUGAGGUGGACUAGUGACGCUAACAAAAAUGUCUAUGGCCCCUACAGCUACUAUGAUAUAUAUAAUUUAAUAUCCGUCGGAAUUGUCUCAGCGGAAAAUCCAAUCCAGCUAAGAAGGAUAAACAAGGAAAAUAAAGUUUUAGAGAAUAUAUGGCAGAUGUACGACGCCGUCAACUACCUUACCUUUGUUAGCAACGAGAGUGUUAAGAAAAAGAGGAAGUUGAGUGAAACCAACCAGGUGGACGCGGAAGAAGAUGGGAACGACGAGGGGGACAAUUCUGUGGAUGACGAGUAUGACAUUAAGAAGAAGAAGCGAAAGAAGAAAGGCCUCAUCCAGAUAUCGAAAAAGAAGGAAGCGUCCUCUACCAAUGAGGACGACUCGGACAACGAGGAGGAGGACGACUAUGAAAAUUAUGACUACUGA
Messenger RNA from Plasmodium inui San Antonio 1, 2268 nucleotides. RefSeq lists its product as hypothetical. The record is from RefSeq and is a predicted model, not a curated record. Gene Ontology annotation, cellular component: U5 snRNP. Lineage: Eukaryota; Apicomplexa; Aconoidasida; Haemosporida; Plasmodiidae. Bases 1 to 2268 code for a protein of 755 amino acids. The transcript is spliced from 2 exons.